This is a messenger RNA of Acromyrmex echinatior (Panamanian leafcutter ant), 705 nucleotides long. RefSeq lists its product as uncharacterized. NCBI's taxonomy places the organism in Eukaryota, Metazoa, Arthropoda, Insecta, Hymenoptera, Formicidae. The record is from RefSeq and is a predicted model, not a curated record.
AUGGUCAGAACGAAAAGUAUCUCUGAACGGGAGAAAACAGCAAAACUGAUCGCGAAGACUCGCGCGUCGAUUCGUAAGAAACACCGAGCAUUGAAGACUGGCACAAUGGAGAAUGAGAUCAUUCUGGAGAAACAAUUAAAACUUAUUAUCGAACCGUUGAAACAAAUUGCUGGAAACACUGAACGUGGAGGUAAACCAUUUGACACUAAGUUUACGGAGAGUAAGCAAAAGAAUAAACGUGAGUACAACGAUGAUGAGGAUAAUGAUGACGACGAUGAUGACGACGAUAAUGAUGAUGAUGCGAUUCCAACACAAAUUACUCCCCAACAAUCACAACAACAACAACAACAACAACAACAACAACAGAUAACUCCAUUUAACUUACGGGAUGAAGAAGUUUUUAAAACCGAUGAUGAUCCGUCAUCGCUCGAAACGUCUGUCAGUGAUGCAAGAAACGAAAUCGAUCUUGUCUACGGUGUUUAUUUUGAUGAAAACGGUAUGAUGUUAGGUAGUAAAAAAUUUGACGUAGAUACGGACGACACUAUAAUCAUAGACGGAGUGAGGUAUAAAGGUACACGAGGUCUAUACGAGCUGAUCUUCAAGAAGAUUCCAAACGACGCUAUCUACACAGAGAAUGAUAAACAAACAUACAAACAUAUAUUAAUGAUGACGAAUGUUCAUAGACGUGACAAUGACGCCUAUUAA